UUUAUUGUAUUUCAAAAAAAAAAAAAAAAAAGUCAAAGGCAGAAAAGUUCCAGCAGACACUAGAGUUCAAUUACAAGCCACGCUUAUCAAGCCCCACAUAAUGAUCAGUACAGAGCACCAGCCAAAGCCCAGAUUACCAAGCCCAUGUUAAUUUCAGAUUGUUGAAAGUCCAUUCCAGUGAAUCAUGGUAGUCUCAAAAGCACCAAUAUUUGAUGGACGUCCAGAUCCAUGGACCUUCAUUAAUUGGUUAGAUGAGAUGGAUCAAUUCUUUGAUCAAAUAUGUCUGCCAAAUGCUAAUAAGGUUAGGUUCGCCAGGUUGAAAUUGAGAAGUAGAGCUAGAGACUUAUGGCGUAGUAUUGAGAAUAAUCUCAAAGGAAGGAGCAAGCCUGCCAUAACUGAUUGGAAUGAAAUGAAACAAAUACUUAGAGAGAAAUAUGUCCCCCAAUGCUAUCAAGAGAAUUAUCAACCUCAAUCCUCUCAUGGGAAUUUUCUACACCACAGAGACAGUAUUCAGCAAGAAAACACCUCAUCCUUCCGUCAAGAACUCACUGCCAUAGCUCAAGACUUAAGAAAAAUAAUGGUUUUACUAGACUCUUCUACUCAGAAAAAGGAUGCUCAGGUUCCACCAAAGACUAAUGUUGAAAUAGAGGUACAAGUGCCAAUAGAUGAUGUUUCAACAUUCAUGCAGCAAGAAGAACCUAUUAUAGAGUCUACACAAGAAGAGAAAUUUCAACAAGUGAGCGAAGAUUUAGAGGGUGCACUUGAUGAGGAGGUUGAUUCUGAUGAAAGUGGUAUUGAGCCCUUCAUGAUCCAUGAGGUUGAUGAACAUCUAUAGGUUGUUGAAGUCCAAAAGGUUGAUACUAUGAUUCAAGAUAAAAUUGUGCCUGUUCAACACAUUGAUUUUGUGUUUCCAGAGGAGUUCUAUGGUGUAAUGGAAUUGAAGGUUAUUCUACUCUCAGUGCUUCCUAGGGUGAUUUCUGAUUUGAAGGAAGUAUUAAGCACCAAAGUCUUAAUUCUUCAUCACUACAAAACUCGAGGUCGAGUUUUCUUAAACCAGGGGAGUAUAAUGUAGGAGCAUAACCAAAAGUUAUUUCAAUAUUUCAUUUUAGAUUUUCAGUGGAUAAUUUCAGAUUGUAACAUAGUUAUUUGUUUAGUUUGGAUUGGUAUUUGAGUUUGGUUAAAAUUAGUAGUUUAUCAUUAUCAUUUGUUUAGGAUUAUUGGAUAAGUAUUUGAGAUUGUUUAGGAUUAUCAGAUUAGUAUUUGAAAUUGUUUAGGAUUUGUUUAGGAGAGUUUAUCCUUAUUUUUGUGAUUCCUAGAAGCUGCAUAUAAAGCUUCAAAUGAUUUCUUUUGUAGGACAGACUAUUAUUAUUAUUAUUGAGAUUAUUUGCAAAAAUUGCAUAUUAUUUGUUUGGUGGUGAUUCCAAACACCUUAGGUGGGAAGCCUAAGGUUCUUCGGUAGGACUAAUCUAGGUGGGAAGCCUAGGUUGUCCU
Quercus lobata is the source of this 1491-nucleotide messenger RNA. RefSeq lists its product as uncharacterized. The record is from RefSeq and is a predicted model, not a curated record. The transcript has a single exon. NCBI's taxonomy places the organism in Eukaryota, Viridiplantae, Streptophyta, Magnoliopsida, Fagales, Fagaceae. Bases 185 to 835 code for a protein of 216 amino acids.